UUGUAAAGAAGUAUCAUUACCAUUAUAUGCAGAUUGCAUUGUUAUACGAUCCUUUAUGGUGGUUGGAAUGAGAUUUCACAGUGGUCGUAAAUUUAAGAAAUCGGAUAUCAUCACUCUUGAACCAGAACCUUCUAAUAUAUAUGACAUAAAUGCAAUAAAAGUUAUUGUAGAUGGUAUUCAUAAAGCCUAUAUAGCAAAGAAUGAAAAUGAAAGCAUUGAAGAUUUAAUAAAAUGA
Molecule: messenger RNA, 235 nt
Organism: Racocetra persica
Lineage: Eukaryota; Fungi; Glomeromycota; Glomeromycetes; Diversisporales; Gigasporaceae
Source: the annotation of a GenBank genome assembly